UGCAGUAUACGGUUUACACCCCUAUUAUCAGCACACUAUCAGUAUAUAUAUUCAAGAUCUUUUUGUAACUUGACAAUGCUUUAUUGUAAAGUGUGCAUUUAAACUGGUUUGUAGACUUAAAACUUCCAACAGAAGUCAAUCUUUACCACUUUAAAGUUUAAAACAGUGGUUAUUAUACUAACCAAAAACUGUGCAAAACUUCAUGUAACACAAUCAAGAUUUGAUAAAACAAAAAGAGUCAAAUUAAUUGUGAAUAAAUGUAGACAGCUUCUUAUUCAGAGGACAAUGCAGAACAUAUAUUGAAAAUGGUGACUUCUGGAGAUUCAGCUCAUAAGGCUUCCGAUUUAGUGAAGGAUUAUUCUUGUGGCGCCUGCGAAAGUAAAAAUUGUGAAACAAAUGCUGAAUGUUUGUGUGAAACAUGUUCUAUUUUUUUUUGUAAACAAUGCCUGUAUCAUCAUGAUCAAAUAUAUGUAAACCAUUUGACAUAUGGAAGAGGAGAAACUAAUAAAAGGCCUCUAGCAAAAACAAUUGAGGAUUUGCUACUGAAAUGUGAUAUUCAUAGCAAAAAGAAACUGAAAAUGUUCUGCGAGGACCACAGUCAGCUGUGCUGCUCUCAUUGUAUUUCACUGAAUCACAGUCGGUGCACCAAUAUGGCUCUCAUUUCUGAAUCAGUCAAAAAGCUGUCAGUGGAUAUGCAGCAGUUGUCAAACAAAAUAUUCAAGCAACUGUUUCUGAACUAAAUAAGUUAAAGAGAAUACAAGAAGCCAGCCUUCAGUCCGUGGAGGGUUCAUGUAGUGAAAAAGUAAAAGAAAUCAGAGAGCUACGUAAGAAAUUAAAUGCUUUUUUGGAUGAACUAGAAAAUAAAGCCUUGAAAGAACUGCAUGAAGUUCGGACAACAUUGCACACAUCCCUCAAGAAAGAUGUUGACAACUGCAGCAGUCUGAAGGAUGAACUUCAAAAGCUAAGUGAAGCUGUACAGUGCCUUCAUGAUAAGAGCAACAGAGAAAUGGAGUUCAUAGCCAGCAGGAAAUGUACAGACAAAUUACAAGAGUCUGAGUUAUUUCUGAAAGCAAAACCUGUGAAGGUGCAGAGUUUAAUAAUGUUCAAGGAAAACACAAACAUUGAGCAGUACCUAUCUAAACAGUCUAGUCUGGGGAGGAUAGUAGACAGUAUGCAGUCUCUCAAAAUGGAGAUGAAUCCAGAAAACAUGUUGGAAGUGAAAAGGAAAUCCCAGUAUAGUGUGAACAUAUCAAAUGACAGAAGUAAGAAUUGCCAAAUCAGAGGCAUUUGUAGCCUGCCUAGUGGUCAGGUCAUUAUUGCAGAUUAUAAUAAUAAGAGAGUGAAGAUGUUGGACACUAUUGUGUCCAGUCACUGUGAUAUGUCAGGUUCUCCAUGGGACAUUUGCCCAAUAACAUCCAGUGAGGUGGCUGUGACUCUUGAUCGUGCUGGUGUGCAGUUUUAUGUCUGUGAGCAAUGGGCAGCUGGUGAAUGGGAGCAAAUUAGAGCUACCACAUGCUGCUGUUGGAAUUGCCCACCAUCAGGGAGCAUUGUAUAUUACCUCUGGCACUGCACUCUAUCAAUACACACUGACAGGAAAACUUGUGAAAAUGCUUUAUGAGAGUAAAGCAGGUGACUCUACAGUGUACAAAUGUGCAGUGAGUCCUGCUGGUGACAAGAUCUAUGUCACCAACCUUGCCAAGCACCAGCUCCUCACUCUGACCACAGAUGGCACCCUCCUAUCCACCUUUAAAGAUGCUGAGCUACAGACCCCUAAUGGUGUACAUGUCACACCUGCAGGACAAAUCCUUGUUUGUGCAUACAGCUCAAAUUCCGUCAUUCAGGUGGAUGGUGAGGGGAAAAAGAAACUUGCAACUGUGGCUUUACAGAAAGAUGGAUCAAGCGGUUCAAUGUCUAUCUGCUACAACGCCAUUACUGAGAGGACAUUGUGGAAAAGGAAAACAAUAUCAGUUUUAUGGAUUUGCAUUAGCUCUUCCAUUGGGAAAAAAAACAACAAUAUAUAAUAUUAUAUAUUAUACUGCUAUAAAUGUCAUUUGCAUGUAUUCU
Molecule: messenger RNA, 2064 nt
Organism: Dreissena polymorpha
Lineage: Eukaryota; Metazoa; Mollusca; Bivalvia; Myida; Dreissenidae
Exons: 3
Coding region: 1461-2021 (186 amino acids)
Source: RefSeq, a predicted model, not a curated record